ACUCAGUGUGUGACAUACCAGUGGCUGGUACUCAAGAGUGUGGUAACAUUCACAAUACUCUGGCGUAUACAUAAAGUCUAAUAUGUAUCAGAAGUCAUGGCUGCACGUUUUGAAGUGAGACAUGGUUUUGCUGUGUUAAUCGACAACAGAGAAUUUCCUCCCGAAAGUGGACUACCACCACGCGUUGGCGCUGAACGUGACUUGCAUAGAAUAAGAGAAAUUUGUCAAAUCGCUGGAUUUACUGAGUAUGAAGGUCUCCCAACAAAUAAUCUUACUUUGGUUGAAAUACGACAACUUCUCCAAGACGUCAUUCGGCAAGAUUUCAGUGAAUAUGACGCCCUCGCCAUCUUCAUAUCAAGUCAUGGUAUAAAAGGAGAAAUACGCACAACAGAUGGCGGAACUAUUACCGUUCAAGAAAUCGUUUCAACAUUUGAAGGAAUAGCCACUUUGCAAAGCAAGCCAACACUUUUCUUCAUAACUAAUUGCCUUGAGAGAGAUAUCAUUUUACGUGACGAAGCAAGACCUGUUGUACCAUUUCAUGUUCCAAAUACAUAUGAUGUGUUGAUUGUUUAUGCUAGUGUUGAUGGAUAUGAAUACCCAAGGGAUCCAGAAAAUGGAUCGUUUGCCCCUAUGCUAUUGAAUGAAAUAUUUCACAAUCAUGAAUUUGAAGACAACAGUUUGACGGAAAUGCUUUCUAUAGGUUUCCAAAGAGGUUCUAAUAAUACGGAGCAGCCGGACGGACGUAAACAAGUUAUGUGUUUUGUCAGCAGUUUAACAAAACCUGUUUACUUCAUAAGGCCAUGAUUACAGGAGAAGCACCCUCAAUAUAACACUUUUGAGAGUCUUCCCUACAUGGUGCACUUUAUUUAUCACACGCAACUUAUUUAGCACAUUGUAAACACUUAGUAGCAAGUAUUGAUGUAAGCAAGGUUAAGCAGUUUGUUAUUCAUCGAGCAUUCCAAGCAUAAAUAAUUAGGCUUAUUGAGAUAUAAGGCUAUAAGCUACGAACUUGAGUUUGUUAUCUAUACACAUAAAGUGAAGUAUGGUUUUAAUUUGUCUUUAUAUGCACUUUUACUAGCUAUCGACGUUAUUAUAAUAAAUGCCGCCGACACUUGUGUAUUUGGUUUUAAAAUUACAGCUUAAUU
This is a messenger RNA of Dendronephthya gigantea, 1145 nucleotides long. Its product is annotated as caspase-3-like. The record is from RefSeq and is a predicted model, not a curated record. The transcript has 2 exons. Gene Ontology annotation, molecular function: cysteine-type endopeptidase activity. The coding region runs from base 97 to 804 and encodes 235 amino acids. Lineage: Eukaryota; Metazoa; Cnidaria; Anthozoa; Malacalcyonacea; Nephtheidae. Gene Ontology annotation, biological process: proteolysis.